AUGCCCAUCGCUGAGGUCUUUCUUGGCGCCUUUCUUCAGGUGCUAUUUGAUAGGUUGGCCUCUCAUGAACUUCUCAAACUUGCGCAACACAAGGGUAUCGAUGCACUACUAAAGAAUUGGGAGAAGAAGCUGACCAGUAUUGACCAGGUGCUGAUUGAUGCAGAGGAUAGGCAACUGACUGGUGAUCGCGGGGUGAAGUUGUGGCUCGAAGAUCUCAGGAACUUAGUCUACGACAUGGAAGACUUGCUUGACGAGCUUGUCACAGAAUCUGCAAAAAACAAGUCUGAGGCAGAACCCAGCAAGGUGCCUUUCCUUCUUCCAAGUUGUUGCUUCAAUUUGAGCUCGAGAGCAUUUAUGUUCGAUCGUAAAAUGAGAUCCAAGAUGGAAGAGAUGGAUAAUAGACUAAAGGAUAUCAUCACUCGGAAAGAUAUUAUGCGCCUGACAGAGUAUAAUGGGCAGCGAUCAGCAUACCGCCCACAGAAUUUGCCUUUUCCCACUACGCAUUUGACCGAGGAAUUAUUCAUUGGUAGGGAGAAUAAAAAGAUGGAGAUCCUCGAAUUACUGACCGGAGAAGAAGACGAUGGAACAUAUAUGGAUAUAAAAAAGAUUCCCAUUGUAGGGAUGCCGGGUCUUGGGAAGACGGCUCUCGCUCAGCAAGUCUUCAAUGAUGAUAGAGUCGCUAACUAUUUUGAUGUGAAAGCAUGGGCUUGUGUUUCCGAUGAUUUCGACGUGUUUUCCAUUACAAGGAGUAUCCUAGAGACAACCAACCCCCAGUUGGCCCGUGAAUGUAAAACCUUGAAUUCGCUUCAAGACGAGCUCACAAAAAACCUUUCGGGGAAAAAGUUUCUUGUUGUAUUAGAUGAUCUUUGGGACAAGAAUUAUGAAAACUGGAUUUUCCUCUUGAAGCCUUUUCGAUCGGGUGUGAAAGGAAGCAAGAUCAUAGUCACGACUCGUGACCGCGAGGUGGCUUCAAUGGUCGAUGCUCAGUUGAUAACUCUAGAAGUGCUGACACUAGAUUAUUGUAUGGAGUUGUUCGCAUUUCAUGCACUUGGAGUUCGAAAUUUCAAUCAUCAUCCCAAUCUUGAAGUAUUAGGCCGAAAAAUAGUGGAAAAAUGCAAAGGUUUGCCAUUAGCCGUGAAGGCAUUGGCUGGGCUGCUACGCACUACAAACAAUCCCCGUGAAUGGGAAGAUAUAUUGAAUAGCAAGAUUUGGGAUAUACCAGAAGAUAGAAUUAACGUCCUUCCAGCUUUGAAACUUAGCUACCUCCAUCUCCCUUCCCAUCUGAAGAGAUGUUUCGCUUACUGUGCUAUAUUUCCCAAGGACUAUGAAAUCCAACGGGAUGAAUUGAUUUGCUGGUGGAUUGCAGAGGGCUUGGUGGAGGCAAAAGAAGCAAAGAAUCAGUGGAAUGCAGGUUUAAAUUAUUUCAACGACCUAGUCCAACUCAUUUUGACUUGGGGGAGUUUAAGGGUGAUCACAGUAAUAUAUCUUUAG
Eucalyptus grandis is the source of this 1491-nucleotide messenger RNA. Its product is annotated as putative disease resistance RPP13-like protein 1. The transcript is spliced from 2 exons. The coding region runs from base 1 to 1491 and encodes 496 amino acids. Lineage: Eukaryota; Viridiplantae; Streptophyta; Magnoliopsida; Myrtales; Myrtaceae. Gene Ontology annotation, molecular function: ADP binding. The record is from RefSeq and is a predicted model, not a curated record. Gene Ontology annotation, biological process: defense response to other organism.